AAUCCCAAAUAUGAGACAAUCAAAUUCAAACGUGCUUAUUUCUUAGGGUUCAUAGAGCGGUCUUACUUAAUUUCACUGAGCCAGCGUACAUUGUGUUUGUGUAUAGAAACUGAUGAAGGAUGUGUUGGGUUCCUUCAGUUUGAAGAGGCUAGGAACUAUUCGGAGCUACGCGAAGCAUCUUCGCAUCGAUGGCGUCAAGGAUACUAUAGCCGUCGCUUCCGGUAAAGGUGGUGUGGGCAAGUCCACAACCGCUGUUAAUUUAGCUGUUGCACUUGCUACUAAGUGCCAAUUGAAGGUUGGUUUGCUUGACGCUGAUGUAUAUGGACCGAACAUUCCCACCAUGAUGAACAUCAACACAAAGCCUGAAGUCACUCAAGAUAAGAAAAUGAUUCCUAUCGAAAAUUAUGGGAUCAAGUGUAUGUCAAUAGGGUUCCUUGUGGGGAAGGAUGCCCCAAUUGUCUGGAGAGGUCCCAUGGUAUCAAAUGCUCUUGAGAAAAUGACAAGGGGAGUUGACUGGGGUAACCUUGACAUUCUAGUGAUGGAUAUGCCUCCUGGCACUGGUGAUGUCCAGAUAGCUAUGUCUCAGAAUCUGCAAUUAUCAGGUGCGCUGAUUGUUUCAACUCCUCAAGAUGUUGCAUUAAUGGAUGCCAGGAGGGGAGUAAAUAUGUUCCAUAAAGUUGAUGUUCCGAUUUUGGGAAUUGUAGAGAACAUGAGCUGCUUCAAGUGUCCGCACUGUGGUGAACCUUCAUACAUAUUUGGUAAAGGAGGGACUCAUAGGACAGCCGCUGAAAUGGGAUUAGAAUUUUUAGGCGAGAUACCACUGGAAGUGGAAAUUAGGGAAGCGUGUGAUCAAGGGCACCCCAUAGUGUUGGCUGCACCUGAUUCGUUAGUUUCCAGAGCAUAUAACGCUGUGGCUGAAAAAGUUGCUCAGAAACUCAAGGAACAACCACUCCAACCUGAGAUUAUACUAUGAAUGCUGUCCUUCAAUAUGUGAGCAAGUUAUCCAGUACAUACAUUUAUCCAAGAAAGGGGGACCGAGCUGCCUGCCGGGAUGCUCUGUAACCAAGACCUGCAGCAUUUGAUUACGCUUAAAAUUUGUUAAAAUUAUGGUAUGAGACACAGGACUGGUUUAUGAUUUAAAAUUGUAGAUUCGAGCAUCUUCAUCAAUUUUGUAAAAUAAGCAGUCAAUGAUUCUCUGACGUCACAUAGGUGCUGUCAAAUUAGCAGUAUGAUUUCUAUGCAACACUGACGCUACACGGGAUUGUUGCUACAGGAUUCUCUUGCUAUGCCAUUCCCUAGUUAUAUGCUCUCUCUCUCUCUCUCUUUUUGUUAGUGGUUGAUUUGGAUGCAUUGUGGCAGCGUUAUCUGCAACAUCUUUGUCAAAGAGAAUGCACUGAGAAUCUGCAAUUCUUGAUCUAGGCUAUAUGAUAGUUUUAAAGCUCAAAUAAGUGGUCGUCGCUGGAAUUUUCUCCUUUAGCCUCAUUCUGGACUUGGCCCAUUACUGUAGUAUGCAAUUUGACUAAUUAUUUAACACAUUAGUAAAAUAUUUGGGAAUGUUUAGAUAGAUUUGA
Molecule: messenger RNA, 1571 nt
Organism: Gastrolobium bilobum
Lineage: Eukaryota; Viridiplantae; Streptophyta; Magnoliopsida; Fabales; Fabaceae
Product: iron-sulfur protein required for NADH dehydrogenase, mitochondrial
Exons: 8
Coding region: 113-973 (286 amino acids)
Biological process (GO): mitochondrial respiratory chain complex I assembly; iron-sulfur cluster assembly
Cellular component (GO): mitochondrion
Molecular function (GO): ATP-dependent FeS chaperone activity; 4 iron, 4 sulfur cluster binding; ATP binding
Source: RefSeq, a predicted model, not a curated record